This is a messenger RNA of Saccoglossus kowalevskii, 429 nucleotides long. Its product is annotated as high affinity copper uptake protein 1-like. Gene Ontology annotation, biological process: copper ion transmembrane transport. Gene Ontology annotation, cellular component: membrane. The record is from RefSeq and is a predicted model, not a curated record. Gene Ontology annotation, molecular function: copper ion transmembrane transporter activity. NCBI's taxonomy places the organism in Eukaryota, Metazoa, Hemichordata, Enteropneusta, Harrimaniidae.
AUGUGUGAUUAUAGUCAGUGUGCUAUGUAUUGGCGUGCAUACACAGGAUGGGUUGGUUCGUGUAUUGUACUGGCGUUAGCGUCUGUGUUGUACGAAGGGUUGAAACAGUUUAGAGAAUGGCUGGCCAAGAAACAUAUGCAAAGACUCUCACCAAAAUCCAACAAUUCGGUUGGGACGUCGAUGACUGUCGCGGAGAUAACCCAUAUUGAAAAUCAACAGUCUUUCACGAAGAGUCUCAUAGACCCAUACCACCUUAUGCAGACAGGUCUUCACUUUGUACAGGUUACCCUCAGCUACGCCCUCAUGUUGGUUGUGAUGACAUACAGUGUGUGGUUGUUCCUGUCCGUAGUGUUGGGUCUAACACUGGGUUAUUAUCUGUUUGGCUGGAAAAGAGCCACAACCACUGAUGUUAACGAACAUUGUCACUAA